CUUAACACAUGUGGAUAUUCAACAGUCAGACUCAGUCCCACGCACACCGUAGCUCAUGGAGGAGGAAAGUAGACAGCAAGGGAGAACAUUCAGGAGGCUAAAGUCAUGUUCUUAAGAAGUGGGAGUGUUCAGGGAAAACUCAGAGAACACUCUCUUCACACUUGAGCUGCCUCCAGAACAGCUGGAAUUGGGCUAAACAAAAAAAGCAGAGAAACAGAAAGAGAAAGAGCAAGAAGGGAAAAGCAACUUAUGAAAGAGACUUAAAACAGGAAUUGGAAUGACUUGGCUGUUUAGAUGUGAAUAUGUGGCAUGUUUGUUAACUGACUUUCAGAUAGUCAGCAUAAAAUGGGCUUCAUACGUCAGCAGGGAGAACGAGGCUCUAUAAUGCUGACUCUCUGAAUGGGCCAUGGAGGACAUGGUUGUGCGUGAGAAUUGCAAUGCUAUGGCCACUGACUCCCACCCGAUGGACAGAUCAGAUCAGGAAUCUGACUCCCAACCUUCAUCGAGUCCCACCCAUGUACUCAGAUCUGUCAUCUCCUCUUCUCUAAGCUCCCACACCAAGCUACAGCAACAUACCUCUGCUGUUUCAGCCCUGCAGUCCAAGGCGAAGGCUCGCUCAGAGCGCAAGGCAAUCUGGAAACAGCCUUCUAAAAAGAAAGAAGACAGGAGAGUGGUACCUGGGUUCUACAUGUCAGCAUGCUCUCACACAGGUGUCUGGGGAUUCAGCAGCAGUGAUGAAGACAUGGAAGCUCGUGUUGAGGGUUUAAGUUUCCACACUAUUGAAGAUAAAGGAAUCAUCAAUUCCACGGGAAAUGGAGAAGCAGUAUUUCUGGAGAACAUCGCAGACAGGAUCACCAGGCAAGAGCCCGUGCUAUCAAAUGGAGGUGAUGUUCCAGGAAGAGAGGAAUCUAAUAGUGGUGUCAUGCCCAGGCACAUGGCUCUGAGGACAGAUCCCAGCAUUCAGGGAGAGAUUAACAGGUCAGACAGAGCAGAGAGCCAUCCUCAGAGCUGCAGGCCAAGUGACUCAGGCCUGGCAGUAGCAACAGGAAGCGAACUGAGGCGUGCUGACAGUCUAGAGAGCAUCUGCAGCAGUGGAAGCUCUCUCUCACUAGCAGAAAGAGUGGAAAUAAACAGAUCCAUCCUCAGACAGAUGCUUCAGAAAGCCCAAAGGAAGAGUGGUGAGGGUCAACAGGCUACAGUUACUGAUCAGAGGAUGGAGAAUACACAUUGCAGAGGUGGGCUGAAUGACAGUGACUGGGAUUCUGGGAUUUCUCUUCAUGACAGUGAGCAGAGUCAGAGGCCCUUUGUCUCAGGUGCUGAGUUGCCGCUUAGUCCUCGCCAUGAACAGGCCAAACAACUGCUGGAGCGUGCUCGCAUGAAGGCCCGCUCAAACCCACUCAAAGCCGACCACACCAUCCUACCUGUCCAGAGGGACAAGCCGGAGCUGCUUUCCUGGGUUGGAGCACCUGUGCAGCAGGCUCCUCUUGUGGGUACGGAACGGGUUGUGGUUGGCUCAGGAAACCUCAGUGACUCCUCCAGCAGUGACUCAACUGGAGGCUCUCGUCGUCGUCGAACCCAUGGGCAGUCUCCAACGCGUGUGCGUUUUCAAGAUGAGUCAGAAAAAGACGCUGAAGUGCGUUACUUGGAGCGACAGUGCAGACAAGCUGGAGAGAGGGUGCAGGGACUGCUGGGAGUCAAACCCAGUUUGGCAACAUACAUCAACAGCCAGGACAAAUACAAAAGCAGGAAGAAUCAGGAGAACUUACCCAACACUAAUAGUCAUUAUGAACCCGAGACCAUUGGUCAACAGUGCAACUCAUGUGGAACAAUUUUGGAUGGAGACUUUUCAGAUUCCUGCUUCUUUCAAAAGCAACCAUCGCUUGCUAAUGGAGAGGCUGAGGGAAGGACGGUGCCAUGCUGGGUUGCACCCACGCUGCCUAACCGCCUGGUGCGAAUAGAGCAGAUUAAAGAGACUUACAUAGGUGCCAUGAGCCCUGUCAUUGUGGAGAGCGAUGGCACACACUGUAGAGCCGCAGGCAGUGUGGGUAGUGUUAGAGGGACUCUACAGAAGCAGAAGAGAAAAAGUCGUAAGAGGGAUGGCAGUCCUGAGACGAGGGCCACAACUGCCAAUGGGCUCAGAACACCAGGAUCACCAAGCAUUUCCAGUAACACACCCAUGUCUAAUGGCACUAUAGCUCCACCCUCAAACCCAUAUGCCCUAGAGUCACUAGAGCUAAAGGUGGACAGUAGAACAUGUAAGUCUCUUGCUAACUUUAAAGCCUUUGUACCUUCAGUGGCCUCCAGAGGAGAAGUGGCAGAAGCUCAGUCAGUUCCCAGGCUCCUUCAGCCUGUUCCGCUACCUCUCCAGCCCAAAAUAUCUGCUCUGAAUUUGGAGAGUCCCAGUGGCCAGCGAGUCAUGCCUUCUCAACAUCAUCAUCUUACACAUAUAGACACUGUACAAGAGGGUGGGGAGCAGUCAAAUUUGGAGGGUAUUCCUCAAGGAAACCCUGAUCCUCCAAAAAAUCCAGUGAUAUUUAAAAACUCUUUGUGGAAGGAACAAGCAGGUAGCAACAGUCAUGGCCAGAGAAUCAUAACACCAGGACAACAAGCAGGUUUGACACAGGACCAAAUCAGUGUGGAGGUAGCAGCCAGCCCUGCCAAAAAGUCUGUGAAUAAUGGACUUGUUCAAGGACCUAUCAAGGCCAAACAGCAAAGGGAGGACAGCCCAAGCCCUUCACCAAAUAUGGCCCCAGAGGCUGACCAAAGGGAGGGUAAAACUCAGCAGGCCCUGCGCCGCUUCUUUUCGGCCAUGGGUCUGAGUGCAGGAGGACGGAUUGGUAAAAGUCACUCCAGCAGCAUGGAACAGCUCGGCCCGCCACUCAAACCCAGAACAAACUCCUCAGAAACCCCUGGCCCCCCACACGCACUAAAGAAAGCACCCUCACUCCAGAACCUACGUCUGGCGUCUCCCUUCUCUCAGCUGAAGAAAUCCUCCUCAGUGCAGAAUCUCCAGUGUUCCAAGAGGAAGCCGGAGCGCUCUACUGUAUAUACACCAGGGGAACGGCCCUGUAGCCCCGCCCUCUCCAGGGGUCUCCAACGUGCACUGAGCAUCGAGGAUGUGGGCAGCCCCAGUGCUAUGCGCUCAGUGGGUAGAGUCGCUCAGGCGUUUCCUGAUGGGACAUUUCUGUUAGAGCUGAACCGGCCUCCAGACAGGCCCUUCGGCUUCCUCAUCUCCCGUGGGAAAGGCAGACCAGACUCGGGUGUGUAUGUGGAGGACAUGGGGGACAGCAGUACUCAGAAGCUGUAUUCUGGACUGCUGGGAGUGGGUGAUGAGAUCCUGGAGGUGAAUGGGGAGAAGGUAGCCGGGCUGAGUUUGGACUUGGUCACCCAGCUGAUGGUUCAGAAUGGUACAGCGUCCAUCCGUGUGCUGCGGCACCGACCACCUCACCGCUAACACUGCAGAGGAAGUAGCCAGGAUGUGGUGUGGGUACUGAUCUGCUGGGCUUGAUCGUAAACACCUAUGUUCUGACUCUGUUCAUUUAUUCUGCUGAUGUCAUGCUUGAAUGAAUUCCGUGACUAGGGUGUGUGUGUGUGUUAGAAACAACAACGGAAGGGUUUUUUUUUUUUAUCAGCACUAAAACCCAGAUAAAUCCAUUUUCCUUUUGUCUGACUGCAUUUUGAAGAAGUGCGGAAAACUUGCAGUGCAGAAAACUGCCUCAAAUAUUACUGCACAACCUCUGGGACUGUAUAUUUUUUUUCCUUCCAACAAAGAUUUUGAACUUUUGAUAUCUCAAAAUAUUAGAAUAAAGGAUCAGGACGCUAUUGCAAGGUUGUGAUGGACUUCAACAGGAAACAUAGCAAGAUGCACAUCACACAUGACACUGUUGCCAAAAUUAUUAAUAAAUUCAAAAAGACUAGAAGUGUUGCAGACCAACCGAGGAGUGGACGUUCACAAACAUCCACUGACAAAGGCACAAUCGGCGUGGUGCUGGCAAACAUAGUCCCCUAUGGAGACUUUUGGGACACCCUGUAGAUCCACACCGCUGAUCUGAAAUGUUUCAUAAAGCCACGGCCAGUUUGAAAAGUAAAAUCUAACUUUUGCUUGUCUUGUGCGAUGAGAUUCUACAGGGUGCUGGGUUGUCUUUUCUUACUUAAAACUGUUCAGUACCCCUCUUCAUGGUUACAGGGCUAAAAGAUCAUGUUCUGAAAUUCUCAGUCUAUAUCCUUUCAGUCUCUACAGGAUUUCCCUCAUGAUAGUAGCAUGCUUCUUUCCCUCAGAACAAAAAAUCAGGAAUUGGUAAAACAGUCAAGGCAAGAACGAACUCACCAUAAAUUAGAUUAAUGCUGAGUGAAGUCAUCUUAUACGUUCACUAGUUGCUGCUGUAGGUACAAAAAACUAGUUUGGGUGGUAGACAAAAACAUUGAGGCAGGCAGUAAUGAAAGCAGCUGAAUGUAGUCUGAAAAUAUUUCAGAGUAGUUGAAGCCAAUUCAGUCAACUGCACAAGACUGGGAAGAUUUUCUUUUGCUUUGCUUCGAUUUCAGUUUGCAUGAAACGGAGAGGUGUGCACUUGAUAGU
Messenger RNA from Ictalurus furcatus (blue catfish), 4576 nucleotides. RefSeq lists its product as uncharacterized. Gene Ontology annotation, cellular component: cell cortex; apical plasma membrane; nucleus. Bases 407 to 3454 code for a protein of 1015 amino acids. Gene Ontology annotation, biological process: regulation of cellular localization; centrosome cycle; establishment or maintenance of cell polarity. Gene Ontology annotation, molecular function: protein kinase C binding. NCBI's taxonomy places the organism in Eukaryota, Metazoa, Chordata, Actinopteri, Siluriformes, Ictaluridae. The record is from RefSeq and is a predicted model, not a curated record. The transcript is spliced from 10 exons.